Centropristis striata (black sea bass) is the source of this 4467-nucleotide messenger RNA. RefSeq lists its product as uncharacterized. Lineage: Eukaryota; Metazoa; Chordata; Actinopteri; Perciformes; Serranidae. Bases 27 to 4079 code for a protein of 1350 amino acids. The transcript is spliced from 32 exons. Gene Ontology annotation, biological process: cell-matrix adhesion. The record is from RefSeq and is a predicted model, not a curated record. Gene Ontology annotation, cellular component: cell surface.
AGCAAGCAGUCUUCACUCAUUUCAUCAUGCCAUUCCUUUCAAGAAAUGACUCGUCAGACCCAGGCUGUGUCUCCUUUAACAGAAGCAGUAAAGAGUGGCUACAGGCAAACCUUGGCAGCUUCUCUGGUUUUGCAACCCCGGAUGAUCUGCAAGCCCUCAAUGCCAACUUCUCUAGUGUGGAGGUUGCCGAUCUUCUCUCUGUCAGUCAGUUAGCCCAGCUUGCUGCAACUCCCGCACAGCUAAAGAGUAUGGAAGAUGUGACAACAAUCAUGACAGUCAUCCACCCUGAUGACUUUGGUGCUUUCUUUGACCAAGUCUCACCAGCCAUUGAGAUGAACCCGGCCAACUACACAGUGGAGGUGAAAUCUGCCUUCCUCCAGGAAAUAUUUGACAGAGCGAAUUUGUCCUCUCCAGCUGUCAAUGACACAGAGUUCCAGCAGUGGCUCAGCGUUCGGCUGAACCCUCUAAUUGUUAACCUCUCUCCCAGCUUGGUGACACCUUUAUUUGACAUUGGGGAGAACAGGGGUUGUAAAAGCAGCCAAGACGUGAUUACAUUGCUGGACACACAACACGUGACAUUCAUCAACAACACCCAACAGGAGAUCUACAAAAACAUCCUCCUCUUCCUCCAAGGUCCAGUGCCCCUUAAGUGUUACAGUGGUGGAAGCUUCUUCAUCUAUCUGAGACACACUUUCCUCAGCUUUGGUUCUCCAGAUUUGUCGACGUUCACAUCUCUUCUGCCACAGGAACGCGAGUCAGAGCUCCUAAGUACCAUCAGCACCUCAGAGCUCCAACAGUUCCUCAGUCAACCCAACGUGCUAGAUGACAAGUCUGACAUCUGUGUCAUCUUUGACAACUACAACAACACCAAUGCAUUCCUAGAAACUGAGGAUGUUCCGGAUGAUGUGAAAGAGGUGACCCUUCCCUGUGUCUGGCCUUUGGCACUGAGCAGCAACAGCAGAUCCGAGGCAAAUGCCUGGUUUGAUCUACGGUUGACAAACUAUCUUAGAUUCCUCAACAAGGACCUCAUCAGCUCCAGCGAAGUGCACAAUGCUUCAUGCCUUGGCUUCCAGAAGCUGGUGUCUGUAAUGGGGAAUGACUUCAAUUACAACAACUCUGAGUUUGGACGAGAGGAUGUAUAUACUACUAUCAGCACCUACUUGGGCACUGACUCUGAAGCCAAAUGCUACAAUGCCAGUAAUGCAGAACUAAAUUCUACUGCCUGGUUUGCCAAUAACAUCGGCAGUUUUGUACCAUUUAUCACUGUGGAGGACAUCACCACCUUCAUCUCCCCCAGUCAACUUGAGGUGUUCUUGGUGGACCCAGCAAACCUGGAGCUCUUUAACAACACAGCACUUUCAGAAAACAUAACCAACUACUACAUCCUUCAUCUUUUUGAAUUCGACCCAACCUUCAGCCCUCUGAAGGUUCCAGGCUUCUUCCUGUGCUCUUCUGAGGUCCCAAGUUCGGCAUAUUCUUCUGCUAAUGAAGCUGACACCAUACAGCUCUUGGAGGAGUUGGACAAAUUCUGCAAUGGAACAGAGGAUCCUGAGGUAUCUGCUGCUCUGGCAUCCAAUAUCCAGACCUUCACACCAAAUACGUUUGAGAGCCUGGGUAGUGCCAGCGCAGGUCUGAGCAGCGACCAGCUCUCCUCAGUGGAACCAUCAGUGCUGCUUUCCUCUUUGCCCACGCUCAGCUCAGUCAGCACCUGGAACCAGGAGCAGAGCAUCACUAUCAUCCAAGUCCUAACUGUUUCAGGCUUCCAGAUCAACAGUGGAUCCUCCUUGGAAUCCCUUGGCUCGCUUAUUACUGGAGUUCCUGCAAAGUCAAUAGAAAGCAUCCCAGCUUCUGAGCUACUCAGCAUCUCCCAGAGCAGCCCCUUUGUUUCAAACAUGCUAACUGCCCCAACAGUUGUCCAAGAGACCUUCGUCAAAAAGAUCAUUUCUGUGGAGUCAAGUGCCCCGAACAUUGUGCAGAAUGUCCCUGAUGACAUGGCAGUUGAGAUUCCACCAUCCCUGCUUGUCUUCUCUGAGGAUACUUUGAACAUCAGUGUCAUUAACAAAAAGAAAUGGACAGGGGAUCAGGCCGCCAUGUUUUUUGAGACAGUGGGUGAAGCAAACUUUGACACUGAGGAGCUUGAACCACGUGUUCUGCAAGGCUUCACGUGCACGUCAGUCCAGAAAACAAAGAAAAAGAGGAUCAGGGGGUUGGUCCGUGCUUGUAGGUCGAGGAAAGGCAGGGCCAAGGUGCAGCUGAAGGAAUCACAGCUGACAUGCAUGUACAACCUGCUCAAAGGAGACAUCUCCCAGAAGUUCACAGAUUAUCCAUCAGACAUGCUUCUCUACUUGGACAACAAAGAUGUUCAGACUGCCAACUGCAAGUCCUACUUUUCUGCAAUGGGUGCUGCAGACUUCUCUGUGGCCUCCGGUAUUUUGAACAAGGACGGACUGCUAUUCAGUGAAGCCAGGAGCUGCCUGGGUAUAAGUGGAUCGAGUCUGAACAGAGAAAACGUGGAGGUGUUGGGGAACAUGUGCUGCACUUUCGACGGUUCUACCAUCGAGAACGCUGAUUCUGCCAUUCUGGAAAAACUCAAAGCCUGCAACGACUUCUCUGACAGCCAGGUGGCGGCCAUGGAGACGCAGCUGUUGUCUGGAAAAACACGAUAUGGGAAUGUCACCACCUGGAACAGACAAACACUGGAAGGCCUUGGAGACCUACCCCUGUAUUUCACAAGGAACUUCUGGGGCGAGUUCAAAACUUCAACGAAGAAAAAGUUCCUUAAGUCCUUCAUGCGCAAGCUAAGGAGAAGAAAGACGAAGAAGAGGAAGCUCAAGAAGCUAUUUAAACAGAUCAUCUCCACCAAGACAAAACGAGGAGCAGGCUGCACUGUGGGCAACAUCACACAGGUGACAGUCAGUGACGAUUCCUUCCCCUUUGGCUACGACCAAACGCAAUUUGACCUCUGCCUGGACAUCCCCGUCCUGAAGGACAACCUGAUCAAAAUCUGCGAGAAAGUGGACGACGAUGACUACCAGAAAAUCAUUCUGAAUAAGCUCAACCAGGCAUUCCCAUCAGGUGUUCCUGAUAAGUAUGUCCAGUCACUUAUGUCAGUGUCUCGUGUGGCGUCACUUGAUGACAUCUCCAAGUGGGACAUCACCACAGUUGACACCCUGUCAGCACUCAUGAAUUCUGAUGACGGAUCAUGGGAGACGGCAAAGAGCAAAGCAAUCAUCACCAAGUAUCUGAAUACUUCUGGAAACUCUCUGGGCAGUACAGAGCUCAACAGUAUUGGCUCUAACCUGUGCUCAUUGGACGUCAGUACACUGAAGACCGUCACCGCAGACAGCAUCAGUAAUGCCAAACCUCUGAGUUUGACGUCAUGUUCAUCGGAGCAGAAGAAAGCCCUGUAUCCCAUCUGUAAAGCUGCCUUCAGCUCACAGCUAAACAGUUCCAGUGUCUAUUACAAUUUAAUCAAGCCAUGUCUAGGUGGUGCAAAUCUGUCCGAUAUAAUAGACCUGUCAAAACUGAACAUCAGCAUGGAUGUAGACACCUUCCAGAGUCUGGAUCCUGAUGUGAUUAAAGGUUUGGAUGUGACCACUGUGAAAGCACUCACAGGUUCCCAUCUAGAAGAUUUGAAGUUGUUUGAGAAUGCUACCACGGUUGAGACCUGGAGAAAUCUGCAGACACAGAGAGCUCUGGAUACACUGGGCAUAGGCCUAACCACCAACAGAACCAGCUCAACCACCGUAGCACCCAGUGGCACCAGCAGCACAAACGCUGCUACGACAGAUGCAAAGAACAAUAUGACAACAGCACAAGGAAACACAAGCAGCUCAACUGCGGCCCCGACAGUGAUGACAACAAAAGGAAACACAAGCGGCUCAAACGCAACUGCGGCCCCGACAGUGAUGACAACAAAAGGAAUCACAAGCGGCUCGACUGCACCUGUGGCCCCGACAGUGAUGACAACACAAGGUAAUGCCACAAGCAGGGGAUCAGAGCUUGCAAAACACCAGACAUCCAUAUUCCUGGCUGCUCUGCUGACAACUGUGCUGCAAAUACUACAACAACCAGUCUAAAUACACAUCUGUCUGACUAAUCAUACCAAUCAAUAUUCAAUAGCUAUUUAAGUAAUUUUUCGCUCACAUCUUGAGAGUGAGAUUCCUUAAUAUAAUUAUAAGUUAUUUAUCCAUGCCUACAGAAUUGAUUUAUUGCACUGAUUUACUGCUUCACUCUGUCUCUUCGUCUUGUAAAACUAUGUUAUUGAACAAUCACUGAAAUGAUAAUAAUGUGUUUAAAGUGGUGAUAUGGAUUAUGUUAUAUGUGAUUUUGAAAUUAAGUAUUGCUAAUAAUAACAAUGAUGUUACGUCAUUAUAAAAGGCUAACAUUAAUGACAAAAAUCUUUCAAAUUGAUUGUAUUAUCUACUAUAAAUUCAACUGCACUGCUAUUUCUCAAAUGAAUAAAUG